This is a messenger RNA of Notothenia coriiceps (black rockcod), 3586 nucleotides long. It is a transcript of the gene smyd2a, whose product is annotated as SET and MYND domain containing 2a. Lineage: Eukaryota; Metazoa; Chordata; Actinopteri; Perciformes; Nototheniidae. Gene Ontology annotation, molecular function: protein binding. Gene Ontology annotation, cellular component: nucleus. Bases 121 to 1425 code for a protein of 434 amino acids. The transcript is spliced from 12 exons. The record is from RefSeq and is a predicted model, not a curated record.
CACCCAGAGGACCGGAGAAGAAGCCAGGGCUCAGGGCAGAAGCUGAUUAGAGGAACAGCCAGCAGACACAGGUGGUGGUCGGUGGCAUCUGACAGGAGAACAAUAAAUAGACAAAACAAUAUGAACGAAGGUAUAGAGGGGACGGAGCGGUUCCUGAGCCCGGGCAGCGGCAGGGGCCUGCGGGCGGUGAGGCACUUCUCUGCGGGGGAGCUGGUGUUCGCCUGCCCGGCUUACUCGUACGUGUUGACGGUGAAUGAGAGGGAAGCACACUGUGAGAACUGCUUCUCCAGGAGAGAAGACCUUUUUAAGUGUGGAAAAUGUAAGCAGGCCCACUACUGCAAUGUAGAGUGUCAGAGAAGCGAUUGGACCAUGCAUAAGCUGGAGUGUGUAGCUAUGUGUGCCUAUGGGGAGAACUGGUGUCCAUCAGAGACUGUCCGACUGGUGGCUCGAAUCAUCCUCAAACAGAGAGUAACACCAGAGCGCGACCCUUCUGAAAGGCUGCUACUGCUCAGCGAGUUUGAAGCCCAUUUAGAUAAGAUGGACAGUGAGAAGGACGAGAUGAACAAUGCAGACAUAGCAGCGCUGCACCACUUUUACUCCAAACACAUCAGUGAUAUUCCAGGCGAUCAGGCUCUCACUGAACUAUUUGCACAGGUUAACUGUAAUGGUUUCACCAUAGAGGAUGAGGAGCUCUCCCAUCUGGGAUCAGCUGUUUUUCCAGAUGUAGCACUGAUGAAUCACAGCUGUAGUCCUAAUGUCAUCGUGACCUAUAAAGGCACAGUGGCAGAGGUCAGAGCAAUCAGAGAGAUAGACCCUGGAGAUGAAGUCUUUAACAGCUACAUAGACCUGCUCUAUCCAACAGAAGACAGGAAAGAGAGGUUGUUAGAUUCCUACUUCUUCUCAUGCCAGUGUACUGAGUGCACCUCCAAGUCUAAGGACAAAGCAAAAAUGGAGACCAGGAAGCUGAGUUCUCCACCAGAGCCAGAGAAAAUCAAAGCCAUGGUCCAUUACGCCAAGAUUGUGAUCGAGGAGUUCAGGAGAGCCAAACACUACAAAACCCCCAGUGAGCUGCUUGAGAUUUGUGAGCUCAGCCUGGAGAAGAUGGGAGCGAUAUUUGCAGACACAAACGUGUACAUGCUGCACAUGAUGUAUCAGGCCAUGGGAGUCUGCCUCUACAUGCAGGACUGGGACGGAGCGUUGAGAUACGGAGAGAAGAUCGUUCAGCCGUACAGCGUUCACUACCCGGCCUACUCUCUGAACGUGGCGUCUAUGUAUUUAAAACUGGGACGUCUGUAUUUGGGGCUGGAGAAGAAGAAACAAGGAAUCAGAGCUUUGAAGAGGGCUGUUGCCAUCAUGGAGAUGGCUCAUGGGAAAGAUCACAAUUAUGUAGCGGAAGUCAAACGGGAAAUCGAGGAGCAGAAAUAAACAAUGAGUUUAAAGAGAGACGCACUGGAAUAAGGAACCUCUCUUUAAAACAGCAACAACAAAAAGAAACAUCACAAACGCAUGCUAUGCAUCUUAUACCUCUCUGUUUUAUGGUCACCCACUUUAUUGUUUUUCUUGCCUGAUGGGUUUUUUUCAUGUCUUUUUUUCAACACUUUAUGUGACGAUAAUCAUGUUUUCUACCUGAAACUCCACACUUCCUGUCAGACCUGGAGUCAAAGCAAACAAAUAAUGGUAAAAAUGUUUGGAAUGAAAAAAAGUGACUUAAAUACUUUCUUACUGUGUGCUAAAACUCAAUAAACCCAUUCAACGCGAUAAAAACAUAACUUAAAUCUGCCUUUUAAAGCUGUCUUUUCGGGGAAGCACCCCUUUCAUUUGAACGCCACAUAAACUACAUGUUCUGCCUGUGUUCAUUACACCCAUCAACCCACGUGUUUCAUCAUCAUUUAUGUCUUCGUCAGCCGUUUCAGAUGCACAGUUGUCCUCCAGAGAAAUUGUUUAAUGAUUUGGACUUCUGUACAAGCUGGUAGUUGUUAUAAAGGGCAUUAUACUGAUACCCAGCCAAUACAUUUUAUUCUAUCAAACUGAUUAGCUGGCUUCAUAGGUUCUUAUUUAAAAUGUAAAAAUAUGAGGACUGACCAUGCAUCAGAUACUCUGUAGCAACGGAGAAGAGAAUGCAAAGAACUUUUCCUAAAUGAAUAACAAGUGGUUUGUUUGUCUUGUUUUAAAGAACCAGAAAAAGUGUUGCAUGUUUCUGUAAAAAAUGUUUCAUAUGAGCCUUGUUGACCAAAGGGGCCAUGGGUUAUUCUGAUAGGAACCAGCUAUAAUCCUCUAUUCACAGUCUAUCCUUAAAUAGGGGUGCUGAUCUGAGACCAUGCUGCUUCUUAAAUCCCAGUGAGGACAUUUGAACCAUUACCUGACCAAUGAUCCUGGGUCAAGGCUCUCAGGAAAAAAGGAACAACACGGUAGCUUUUGUUGCCUUUUGUCUAGAAAUGCAUUAUUGUACCUUGUUUUUUAAGCAGCAUGAAUGCAGAUUGUCAUUACCUUGGGAAUGAAAUUUCUUAAGCACCUGAGGGCAGAUUUUUAACACGCAGUAUUUAUUUUAGACGCAGGUGAUCAUUUCAGAGGUAUCAUCCUCACAAACUUUGAAUUUUAUGAACAUUAUUUAAAAAUAAAUUGUAUCUCCCCCUAUAUUUACCUGCAUGGUUGUCAAAUCAUGUUGACAACCAGGAUUUUCAGAGAUGCUCAAAGUGUUUCUUGUGUUUAAUUGUUUUCAAAGAACCCUGACAUCAUUAGAAAAAAGGAGCAGUUACAUGUUGUAAAACUGUCUCUCUUAUGAGUGAGCAUGCAGUGUGUCAAGGUGGCUUUCAGAAGUUUGAACUUGAGGCAAUGCCAAGAUCAUCACCUAGGCCUUAUGUUAGGGUUCUAGUUGCACUAAAUCUUUUUACAAUUUCUGUGACAAAAUGAUGUCAAAAUGACAUGUAAGCACAUUUUGUUAUGUUUUCUUAAUUUAUGUUCAUGGACAGUUGGCCUUGCUGUCUUCACAUCAUGCCCCACCAGAGAAACUACAGUUAUAUCUAAUUCCUUUAUUCUUUUAAAAAGCUGUUGCUUCUCCCUUUUGCUUACAUUUGACUAUGGACGCAGUCUUAUGCAUGGGUUACUGAGGGUUAGUAUUCCCUUGAGUAUGAGUCGCCUCAUAUUUGUAGCAACCUCUCCAGAGGUGACACUUUUUGUAAUCUGCAAAGGUGCAUCUAAGGUGCCUGCCUUUUGCAUACAACAUGUCAUUCAAAAGGUCUGUUCCAAUGUUUGUUUUAUAAAUGAAAAGGGGUUUGAAUUCUGCACAAACCAUAAAAUAUCAAAACCCUCAGUUUGUCAGAUUUUCGCACUUCAUUUUCAGCCAGACUGUAGGAACAUGCAUUUGAUUGGUUUUCUGUCAUGAAGAAAAAGCAUGUUGCACAUAACAGUCAAAUCCAUGCUCAUGCUGCACAAAAAAAACAGAUUAAAGGCUUUUCUGCAUUUCUGUGAUGACUUUUUACUUUAUGAGGCAUGAAUGUUAUGCAUAACUAAAUCUGAACCUCUGAUUCUUUAUUUAUUAUGUCACUGAUACUCAAUAAAGGGCAGUAUGGCACUUGCUUCAAAUUUA